This is a messenger RNA of Closterium sp. NIES-67, 3735 nucleotides long. NCBI's taxonomy places the organism in Eukaryota, Viridiplantae, Streptophyta, Zygnematophyceae, Desmidiales, Closteriaceae. The record is from the annotation of a GenBank genome assembly.
AUGUCCUGGAAAACUGGCUUGGCGACCUGGUACCAUCUUAGAGCCACGGGGCGUUAGCGUUAGGAAUAUUGAUGUUUCAUUAGUCUGUCUCGUGUUGGGGGGUGCGAAAAUUCAUCGUACUCGUUUUUCUCGCCGCGCCCGACCGACAAUCUCGAGGCCGUUCGUUCUGGCGGUUUCUACGCGCCGUUACUAGAAAGUCGAAGCCUCGUGCUGGCAAAAAACCUUCAAGUAGAUGGCGAAUUCCGGUUCACGUAUUGACGUGGCACACGGGGCUUCGCCGCCCACGAGCCACGUGGCAGCAUGGCAGCAGGGGCGAGCGAGGCAACAUCAACAGCAACAGCAGCACCAGCAGAACCAGCACCAGCAGCAGUCGGAGAUUAAGAAGCUUCCUCUCGUCGACGAAUCAGGCCGCCUCAACAUUGAGCUGCACGGGUAUCCGAAGCUGAACGUGUACUUUGUGGACCUCUUUCACACGCUGGUCAACAUGCCUCUAAAGCGCUUCUCAGUCGUCCUCGUGGCGGCCUAUGCUGCUCUCUUCGUUGCAUUUGCCAUCCCAUUUCUUGCCUUUGCUCGAGUGGACGGUCUUGACUGUCUGCCAGGAGUCAAGCGGCUGGACCAUGCCGUGUGGUUUACCGUUCAGUCUUCCAUGUCAAUUGGGUUCGGUGGAGACCUCACACCCCACCCGGACUGCUUUGUGGUCAACUCCCUUGUGGCUGUGCUCUCUGUGGUCACUCUAGGCUUCGCCUAUGCGCUGCUCGGUGUCUUCUAUGUCAAGUUCUCCCGCCCCACUCGGCGUGCCGGCACCAUCAAGUUCAGCCAAUACAUGGUCAUGUACGAGGAGUUUGGUCAGCUGCGCCUCGCCUUCCGAGUGGCUGAUUUCAGGAAGCAUCAAAUCAUAUCUGCGCACGUGCGCAUGCUAGCCGCUCUAAACAACAACAUCUUAGCACACGAGGACGAGUCAGUCUUCAAGUUCUCCCAGCUGCCUGUGGCUGGCGGCAGUCAGAUCUACCUGGGGCUGCCCUGCACUGUCACUCACGCCAUCACUCAUGGCAGCCCGUUAUACGGCUUGUCGCACUCGAUGAUGGAGCGGUCAGACCUGGAGAUCCUGGUGCUGCUGGAGGCUGUGGACUGCUCCACCUCUGCCACCCUGCAAGUGCGCCAUUCCUACCGCCCCUGCGACAUCAAGCACAACUACCGCUUUGUGAAGAUGGUGUAUCGAGCUGCCAACGGCCGGCGCUGUGUGGACUUCUCUCUGUUUGAAGCAGUGGUCUCCGCCUCAGACCCCUCGGCCCAACCCCUGCAUCCCCCCUCCCUCACUCGCCCCUCCUCCUUCCUCUCCCUCCUCAACCUGGCUGCUGGCCCCUCCUCCUCCUCCGUUGCUGUUGCUCCUGCAGCCACCCCAAUUUCUAAUGCACCUGCAGCUGUCGCACCAUCUCCUGUUCUCGCUGCUACCACACCUUCCCCUGCUGCUGCUGCUGCUGCCACUCCUGCCCCUGUUCCUGCCGUUAUCACGCCAACUUCCACAGCUUCUGCUCCUGCACCGCCCCCUCUUGCUACUGCCUCUCCUCAUCCUCCCACCAAUCCACUGCCAGCAGUCGCUGCUCGCAGCGCAAAACCCGCAACUGCAGCUGCCACACCUGCUGCUGCUGCUCCUCCCCCCUCAAUCUUUCUCCCGAUCUCUCAACCCCAACCUUCAAACCCAUCCCCUUCCAUCACUCCGCUGCCCCUCCCCUCCCUACUCCCCCCCUCCCCCCACCACCGCUUCCCUCCCACCACUCCCCUCUCCCCUGCUACCAUGCCCCUUGUCCCUUUCCCCCCUCCACUCGCUGCGGCUCAUGGCCCCACCCCUUAUGGCCCCACACCUCAUGGUCCCACCCCUCAUUCCGCCACCUCUCGUGCCGUUGGUGCUGGUGACAGUAGUGAGGGUGGUAACAGUAGCAGUGGUGGCAGUAGUGAGGGUGGUAACAGUAGCAGUGGUGGCAGUGGUGGCAGUGGUGGCGGUGGUGGCAGUGGUGGCAGUGGCAGCACUGGUGGGGGUGUUGUUUUGUCCGCUAUUGCUGGUCCUGUACCUGUACCUGCUGCCUCUGUGUCCCCGUUCCCAGCGGCAGCAGUGGCAAUUGACUGCACAGCAGCACAAAGCAGACAACAACCGCAGUCUCUUGCCGUGCUGCCACAGUCACAGCCCCAACCGUACCUGCUCAGUACAUCCCCGUCUGUUGACUUCCCUGCUGCUACCUCCCUAAGCACUUGGAUUCACGGGUGUGGUCUUCCCGACGUGCAUGCUGCUGGUUCUGCUAGCAGUGUUGGUCCUGCUGCUGCUGCUGCUGCUGCUGCUGCUGCUGCUGCUGUCCCUGCAACUUCAGGCAGCUCGCCUGCCACAACUGAUUUCGGGAAGCAGACAACAGAAAGCAGGAGGGAGGGAGUGGAGAGUUUCGGAACAUCAGCGGUGCAUGGGGCACACGAGGAGCCCAGUGAAACUGGGCCAGAAGAUGGAUCCGAGGGAGAUAUCCGAGGGGAAGGGGGAGAAGGGGGAGAAGGGGAAGAAGGGAGUUCUGGAGAAGAUGCUGAAGAAGCGGAUGAGGAGGAGGAGUUGAAAAUGAUGGAGGUGGACUAUGAGAAGCAGGUGCAGCAGGCAGAAGAGAGAGCCCUCUGGUGGCGCCAUGCAGCCAUUGAGCUCUCCUCCCGCAUUCUGCACUGCACCGCUCUGCACGCCGCUGCACCCGAAGCCCCUGUUACCACUCCCCAAGCUGAUGAGCCUUCUGAGGACCUUGCUUCCGGUGCUGAGGGCAGCGGUGGUUUCGAAAUGUCGGACUUGCUGGGCAGCAACGGUGUAGAGGAAUCCUCAGCAGCAGCAGCAGCAGCAGCGGCAGCAGCGGAUGCAGCUUCUGGAGCAGAACAGGCUCCAGUCACACCAGAAAGAGCUGCUGGGUCGCUAGGCCAGAGGCGCAGCAGUGGUGGUGCUAACACCGCAUGUGACCCUGCUGCUGAGGGGCUGGCUGCUGCCGUAUCGAGUGCCCUACUGCCCAUUGCCUCCAUCACUGCAGCGAUCUCAUUAGAGCCAGCUCCAGGCGCAGUGCUGCCAGAUUCACCUGAAGCACAGCUGCUGCAGGCUGCGCAAGAGGUGCUAAAUAAGGCACUCUGCUUCGAGAACGAAUGACGAAAUUCGUUCAGAUCUGUACUCUUUCGAAACAAGGGGUCUUGCAGAUUCAAGAGAGGCACUGCUGCUGCUGCUGCUGCUGCUGCUGCUGCUGCUGCUGCUGCUGCUGCUGCUGCUGCUGCUGCUGCUGCUGCUUCUGCAGGCUGCACAAGAGGCAAUUACUAAUGCAUGCUGCUUCGAAAUUGAAUCGCCCUUCCAUACUGUGGCUGCUCUCUUGUAUAUAUUCCUAAGUACACGCGACGCACACUGGCUGCAGGACGAAGGGGGCUUUCGUAGGUCAAGUUCUCAGCUUAUUGAAUUCAUGGGUGAUCGGAUCGGAUCGGAUCGGAUCGGAUCGGAUCGGAUCGGAUCGGAUCGGAUCGGAUCGGAUCGGAGCCUUGUCAUGACAUGACGCACUCUCGCUAUGGCAUGCUUCAACCUAUUGGUGCGUUCACGCGAUGCAGAGUGCUGGUUCACCCCCACCCAUUCAUCACUUUCCCGCCUUCACCCUUUGCUUCCGUUACCCAUUCCCCAAACCCCUCGUCUAUUGCGGACGCCCACUGUCUUGAUGCGGGCCAUAACAAAGUGGUAUGUAUCAA